Molecule: messenger RNA, 630 nt
Organism: Aspergillus welwitschiae
Lineage: Eukaryota; Fungi; Ascomycota; Eurotiomycetes; Eurotiales; Aspergillaceae
Exons: 1
Coding region: 367-552 (61 amino acids)
Source: RefSeq, a predicted model, not a curated record
UAUGAGGACGGUGACAUGAAUCGGUAAGGACCAACAAAAGAAUUGGGUUGGUUUGGAGCAUACAACUAACACUUGUUUUGCAGCUGUCAACGCAUUGUUUGAUCUAUGACCACCUUAAUCCAUCGAUUGCGGGUACUUUACUUGAGCGUUAUCGUUAUGAGCGGCAUGAACAUGGAACAGACAUGACCAGGAGUCUUGGGUUUACUUUUUCUUAUUUUCUUUCUUUUAAUUCGUUUUACUGCGCUGCUAUUAUUUUUUUUUGGUAACUCCUUCUUGCAUGAGCGAUUGCAUUAUUUUGGUUGUCAAGUGUCAUAUUUAGUUCUGUUUUUGGUUUUUUUUCGGUUAUUUAUUGUUUUUAGUUCAUGGAUGACUGUACUAAAGAUACGACUUAGAGUUGGGGCGGCUGCACGUCUGAGCGAGCCGGACUCGCUCGGUGGUGGCAGCCGCGAAGAAAGCCUUGGAGUUUGUGGGUCGAGGGGGACAAUUUUCUGGAUGGAUAGACUCUUGUGCUUUUUUUUCCGCGCGAUCUUCCAGGCUUGUAUCAAAGAAUGAUCUCACUUGAAUUAUCUUCCUUGUCGCAUUGAAUUUGCAGUGCCAGCAAUAAUGCCGUCUGUAAAUGCGAUUGCCCAG